UUGGCCAGUGCGUGAGGUCUGUUCUCUCAUUAACCGUCUCAUAUCGCUGGCCCGACGGUUGAUUGGUUGAGCCGAUCGGAGCGAUUUUUGUCCACAUCGCGUUUGACGUUUUGAGUGCCAGCACCUCCGUUGUCUUUCCGCUCGCUUCCCGAAGCGCAAUUGCCCGGCCAGGGCAGAUAUAACGAGCGGGUGCGCAUUAUUUCAAGUUUUUGCCUGAGCACCAGCGCGAUGCUCCCUGCAGCAUUUGGGGAUUGCAUACGUGCCCCCACAUCAGCUAGCCAUUACUGUAACCGCUACACCAGGAGCAGCGAUCUUGCUGGGGUUCCGUCCGCCGGCUUGGGUCUGGCGACAUUCUAAUCACUACCGUCUGCUGGAUUUCUGUGUGUAGAGCUUACAACGGAUUAUCUUUGGCGAUGCGCAUGAUUCUUCUCAAGCCAGCGUGGUUCAUCGUUUUAUUUCAAACCCUUCUGGAAGUGAAUUGUGUAACGUGCCCCGUCGAGCUGCUUGAAGGCCUGACAUGGCCUGAGUCUGACGCAGGCCGGAACAUCUCCGUGCAGUGCGCCCCUGGUCAACCAGGGGAGGCGGUGCGACAAUGCCGAACCAACAGUGCGUGGGGACCAGUUGACUACACUGGUUGCUCCCUUCAGACCCUAGUGGACCUCUAUGCAAAGACCAAGAAUGCCAGCAACGGGGUCACGUUGACCAAGGAGCUAGUCACGGUUGCUCAGCAGCUGGUCACCGUAACAGAGCCAUCAAGCAUCGCGUACUCUGGCCAGCUUCUCCAGGCCAUCGACAUUCUUCUCGAACUCUUUGCCAAGACAGACCUCGGCGGGCUCACAGUAGACUCAGCAAAUCAAUCCAUACAGAACAUAUUGAAAUCCGUCGACAAUGUGCUGAGUUCUGACAGCUUUGCAACUCUCUGGACAAAUAUUCAUCAGUUCAGAGGAGCGAAUCUGUUUCUGACAUUUUUGGAAAGCUUUGAAAACUACGGGGACGUGAUCACGUCUCACCUUGACAGCACGGGACAAGGCCCCCUGACAGUGUCACAUACCAACUACAAAUCAAUCUUCGAAGUAGUGCACGAUAGCCGAGACCUUACCCACGAAUUUAGUGACUACUCGACAAAGGUGAUCAUUCCCCGGACGGUACUUGCUCGACAAGGUCCCGAUAGAAAUACCAGUGUCGCCACCUUGGUUUUCGCCUCAACGAUUGUGAGCCUGGUUCCUUCCCAGGUGGACCCUGCAAGUAUCAACACGGAGAAUAUCAGCUCCGUUCUGGUCUCGUGCAGCAUAUUUCCCGCCUUGACAACGACGUUUACCGACAGCGUCACCAUACAGAUGCAGAACGAGCCGGAACUGCCAAAUUCCACCUGUUCGUUUCUUGCUUUCAGCGACCCAGCCAGAGUCUGGACGGAGGACUUGGUAGGAUGCGAGAAACCUGUCUUCAACGGAGACAAUACCGUGACGUGUCGCUGUACCCACCUGACAACAUUUGCCGUUAUCGGCAAGUACAACACAAGAGGAAAAUUACCGGAUCUCCUGCUGGUUGUACUGGUAAUUUACCUGGUUCUUAUAGUAACAACCUUUGGCCUUCUACUUUAUGCAAAUAGAAAAUUUGAUUCAGAUCGUGCCUCAGUAGUAUUGUGUUUCCUAGCAACACUUUUUGUUGGUCACGUGACACUCGUUGCUGGAAUCUACGCAAUAGAUAGCAUGGAUGCCUGUCGCGCCGUGGCCUUACUUCUCCAUUACUUUCAGCUGUCUUACUCCUUUUGGAUGUUGGCCCAAGCUGUGCAACUAUUGCUCAAGAUGACGUACAAGACGACAGAAUCGAGCACCGUGGCUCAGUUCAUAGCCCUGGGGUGGAUCACGCCUCUGUUUGUCGUUGCAGGCACCGCCGGCUUUAAGGUUGAAGUAUACGGCAGAGGAAACUACUGUGCACUUCCCUUGGGGUCCGGCAUUUCGUAUGCAGUUAUUGUUCCUGUAACCUUAAUAGGAGCCACAAAUUUUGUAUGUUUAUUCUACGCAUUUUACGGUUAUCACUGUCUAAAGAAAUCCGACAAGAAGUGCCUUGGCCAGAUGGGUAAAAUCUUACCCAACAUCCGUGCAUGUUUGAUCGUUCUCCCGGUUGAGAUCUGUGAGUGGCUAUUUUCGUCCUUGUCCACUGAGUUCGAGCUCGUCGUCUUUGACGUCUUCUGGUUUCUCUCCGCUCUGUCAAUGGGCAUUCUCGUCCUCAUCUUCUACGGAAUUGGUAGCUCGGAGGUUGUCGAGGAGUAUGAGAAGCAUUUCGGACCCUGCUGCUGCCUGCGGCACAAGAAGAGCUCGGCGGUGCGGGACUCGCCUCGGCCGGGCUGGCGGGACGAGAUCAGCCAGAUCAGCCAGUACCGGGAGGCCAGCUCCAUCCUGCGGGACAUGGACAGCACGGCCACGGUGACCGGUACCAACGGCACCAACGCCAUGCCCGGCUGCAGCGGCAUCAACAACGGUGGGCUAGAGAUGGAUGACGUGCUGGAGCGUGGCCACGAGCUGAACGACGUCUCGGGCGCCAACAACCUGAGCGCCAGUCUGUCAUCCUCUUUCAAAUUAAAGACCAAGUUCAAGGUGUUCCCGUCCCGCAAGAACCACCACCAGCAGCAGGAGGGCAACCUGUCCCCGUCAUCGGCCGCCAGGUCCGGCCAGCAGGACCAGCGCAGAUGACAACCAUCCGACACCUCGUCCUCGCCGCACUGCUCCCACUCUGGCGAGGCCUCGGAGUCCGGGUCCCGGACGUCGCCGGCGAAGCGGCCCGGGGCGCGGACGGUGUCCUUCCAACUGCAGCCGAUCGUCAUCCAGGAAAAGGAGAACGUCAGGACCGAGGUGUCAGUGUACGCAAAUCUAUAGACCACCCAUCGUGUUUUUUUCUUUCGCCGGGGGGAAGGGACGAGAGGGCAGCAUUGCUUCCACGACGAUACCGCCCCUUGCUCUCAAACCUUGCCCGGCUUUCAGUUAACACCAUUAACGGCCCAAAUUCACCAAGUUGCUGCUUAGCUAGUCCGUCUGACGACCAGUCGUCGACUUCUGGUCGAUUUUCACUGGUAAACUGUGCACAAAAGACAUCCCGUGGAUCUUGUACCGUGGUGCCGGGAACCGGUCACGGGAAAUGUGGGCUGUGAAACAAUUUGACUAUCCGAAUUUACUUGGCUACGGCUUGAAAUGGCACACGGGUCUAUGUGUGGGACAGAGGCCGCAUUCAUAAACUCCUGUGUAAUUUCAAGCCUUCUAGUGAUUCAGACCGUGUCACAUUUCCCACGACGAGCUGGGAAAUUGCAGAGUGUUUUGAGCCAGACUAGUAUUCAAACAGCGCAUGCCCGAAAUAAAGCGCAAUCGAGGUCAAUCGGAGGUGCGUGCUAGGUCUGUCCAAUCAGCGCAGUCCUUCCCAACCUUGCGCGCGUGCUUUAUUCCGGAAUGAUCUUGCUUGUUCUAAAAUACUGCACAGGCUCAUUAGAAACUAAAACUUCCCCAGUUCAACAUUCCUCUUCUAAAAACCUGUCCUUGCGUGUUUUUACUGUUUUGCUCACCUCGUUUGCGGUAAUCAGUUAUAACUUGUUGACUGAAAUUCCAAUGUUAAAAUCACAAAGAAUUCGAUCCAGAGAGAACACAACCGGAAUGCGUUCUUCAUUACGCCGCUAAGUAUUCCAAUUUCGGAUCAGCGUUAGAAUGCCUUGCAAGAAAUCAACACCAUGAAAGUUCUAGAACUUUCCCGCGGAUCAAACUGUUAUAGUUCAAUUAAUUUACAGUUCAAAUUAUAAAAGAUUGUUGAUUGUGAACAUCCAACACUGCAUCUAAAUUCUUUAAGUCUACUGUCGAAAUUGACGGAUACCACCCAAAACAAGUGGCCACCGGUGACCCCUCAUUUUAGCAAGUAAUGCUGGAAUUACAGGUGAGUCAUUCCAUGAGGUUAGGGCACAUUUUGUGAGGGUGUCAAUUGUUACAUGGGUUCCGUAAAAAUGAACCGUUAUUUCCCUGCUGUGGAUUCCAAAUUGACAUUGUUAUACCUCUUGCAAGGCUGGAUACAGAGGUGUGUUAGUUUUACAGAGUAAAUGACCUACUCUAAAGGUCAUGACAGGUGGUAGAAGUUUUGGAUGUAACACGGACACCGUCACAAAUUAUGCCCCAACCUCAUGGAAUGACCCAGGCACAAAUUAUGAGGCCAGUUCCUGUUAACAAAUGCCUUCUUUGGACAUUUUUCAUAAAAAAUACAGGUCUUUAUAAUUUCUUUCCAGAUUUAAAACAUCCGCUGGGGUACCUAUUCUACAUUAUCAAACUAUAAUCAUUCAUAAUCACUGACGACAUGCAUGAAUGUAAUGUCCAACGAAUGUUUUCGUACCUUUGAAAAUGAUUUUGAACUUGAGUUCCAAGACUACGCAAAAAUUACUGUAAGGAAUGAAGCUUGUACAUAUUGCACAGUUUGAUUGAAAGGGGAAAAAACUAUUUUUGUAUGAAUUUCUGUGAAUCCUUUGAUGAUGUGGAUCAAUUUCAGCAGAGUUUCUGACAAUACCUUUUCUUUAACAAAAUAAAAAAAAUCACUUGUUCUCGUACUUCACACGCAUACUUUCAUCAAGAAGCACAGAGGUCAUCCGUUACAGAAUGCUGUCAAUUUCAAACACCUUAGUGGCUGAAAAGUGCAAAUCUGUGCCACACAGCAUAUACUGCGUCAACCGUUGCAAGUGCAGCUUGUCGUCAAGUACAUUGUCAACGUAAAGUCAUGAACCUGUUUUCUUCUGUAUCACCUUGUGCCCAUUAUGACCUUUAACACAGGAGCUCGUGCAAGUGCACACGUUUGAGACCCGGGUGGGUGCUCUAAUGUGGGUGAAUAUAGGCUCCCAGUCUAAGUUUGAUGGCAACCUUUAAACCUGGAAUGUGUAUACAGGCAAACCAUCAAGCUUGGUAAAUCGGCCAAUCUGAAAGGCCUGUCACUCGGAAGGGAUUCUGGUGACUUCUGGCUCAUGCCGGCAAGUUUUGCGUCACAACUGUCGACAUAAUUCCGCUUUGUUACGCAGGUUCCACGAUGCGCGAACAAAAUGUAGCUACUAGACAGUUUCGGCAUCCAGGAUAAUUUUGUUCGUGUCCGUACAAGAAUGCACAUGACACAGCACGUACACGGGGACGUAUAAGGUUUGAAAAAUCUAGUUUCGGCAUGACUCGCGCGUCGGUACGCGAUGAUGCACACAGAAACGUAGCAAAAUAGGUGGUGCCGAUUUCUUCAAAAACUAACUUUAUUCACCCCAAAUUUAACUCCAAGACAUUGCUAUCCUAACAAACGAUACAUCAAGUGUCGCGAAAGUAAGAAUUUUUUUGUUUUUAGGAAUACAAUUUAAUACUAAUAAUGUGGUGUGCAAAACCAAAACUUCAUACGUACCGAUUCUGUACCAAGUUGCUUCCAUACGUUGCCGUCUGUGGAACUUCUCCGCAUUACAUAUAACAGAACAGCCUACAGUGAUGACUUCAUCAGCGAAAAGAGAUACCGUUACGUGACAAGCGAGCGGAUUUUUUCUUGCCAAGACUGUCUAUUAUUAGCAGUGAAAUUAACGUACGUAUAAACUUCACAAAGAAACUUUUAGUUUUACUGAUAGAUCUGGUGUCUUUCUAUUUAUGUACGCAUUUGAGAGCAACUCCCCGUCUGGCUUUCUCAACCAUCUUGCUGUUCCUAAUAAUCUUAUAGAGCAAGGUACACCACAGCAAUUGCUGCACAGUGUGCGCAUGACCUGUGCGUGUUUAAAAAGCAGUCUGUGAGAGCAUAAAGCAAAGAAUCCAAUACGACGGGAGAACUCUCGUCGCUGAGCUUAUGAAGAUGAUUUCGGGACUAAAUACAGUAAUUUCUUGACUCAUGGAUGCAUUUCCUUGUGAUGGUACAGUUCUGGCAAAAAGUGGAAUAAACACAGUACCCGACUAUUUUGCCUGUAAAACCUUCUUCAUGUAGACAAUUCAAACAUGGCGGCAGAAAAUUUAAAAAGGUUUUCAAAAUGUUAUGUUUCACAAAUUCAUUUCCUCUUGCUUGAACAUUACAGUGAUUCCUGACACUUUUCCAAAGAUUCUUAUGUACGCACAUUACCGUUUCUAGUUCCUACCAAGUUAAAAUCUUUACAGAAGUUUACCGUACAGCCAAACAUUUGACUAUAAUCAAAAAGUUUUUUCCACUAUAAUCGGACUUUUCCACCAUUUUAUAUCGAUUCUCAGUGACUGAAAGUGAAAAUGUAUCUAUACUGAUGUUCGAGCAAUAAUUGUACAGAAGAGACAGUAAAAGUAAUUGUAACAUUAGAAACCAUCCAAUCUAGUUGCUAGAGUUUAAUGAAGGCGCGGUUAAGUAACACCUCGUACACGAACAAACCAGAUUUGGAACAGAAUUAGACGUUUAGUACUGGAUAAGUUAAAUUUCCAACAAUAAUCUCUUCCAGUCCGGUAAAAAAAAAUUAAGCAUUCUCAAGUUUGACGUGUAUCUCAAAGUUUUUAAAACAUGUUUUUACUUGGGCAAGGGUUCAAUGAAUCAGUACAGAGAGCAUUCCAGCGGAAGUGGCGCCAUCUUCGCAAAGGUUUCCUAUUUCCUAUUGCACAUUAUUGGUCAUUUGCGUGUCCUUCAAAUAUGUUUAUUCACCUUUUUUAUGAUGCAUUCGAGUGGAAAGUUUCCUGUUAAUUUUAUAAAUUCCCAAGCUUUCGCUGUACAUGCCUGAAAACGUCUGAUUUGUUUUUUCGGGUAAAAAAAUCCGAAAAGCCCCCAAAAUCUGUUUAUAUGUAAACAUGCACUAGUUUUGUCGGUUGGUCAUACAGCGGGCACCUUUUGGUAAUGUUGAUUUGCACAGGUAAGUUUUACGAGUACAUACAAAGUGCCUGUUUAACGAUACUUGGGACGUUAAUUCUAGAGUUAGUUGUAUUGAUUUUAACUUCGACUUGAAAAGAAUUGUUACUGAAUCUGUGUAAUGUAAAAUGCGGUGCAAUAGUUCUACGUAUACACAUUUCAAAUCUUUCACGAACCAUUGUUUUCGCUUAUGAAGGAAAAAAGACAGAAAAAAGGAAAAUAAAAUCUGGUUCUACAUCUACUGGUCCUUGCAAAAAAAGUAUUCUUAAUCGAAAUAAUAAGAAAACAUUCUGACAAGAUAUAUAUAUAUAUAGGCCUACAGGCUUUUCAAUAUUACUUGAAGUCUUUAAAACAGAUUUAUUUAUCAUUCAUGUAUUGUAAUCUGAAAUCCAUUAUUAGUAUUAAUCAUGUACAGGCAUCGGUAUACUAGCUUCAAGCUACAGUUAGAAUAUUUAAAAAGUGUACGGAAAGCCAAUACUUUCUGAGGAUGUAAAAACAACUGUCAAAACCUCUGUCUUGAAUAAUAUACAUGUAUUUUCACUGUGGACGUAAACGAUCAUGUGACCGGGUGAUAAAAACGCAUAUCGCCCUCACCGUAACGUAUUACGCAUCAUGGUAACACAGAUCAGUUCCUGACCAAGUCCAAACCACGAGCCAAACUAUGCACAUGUAUCUGUGCUACCUUCGCCUAAAAUUGAAAAGAGUAAACUUUAGUGCGAGAAGCAAACAGGCAUAUGAGAUAGUCGGCUCUUGUGAGCAGUUCAAUUUCAUCUGAAAUUCUUUCCUUCAUGUCUAUUCCUAAACAUAGGCCGAGUUCGGGCGGCUUGUUCUCGUAUGUUCACGAACAGCUCGGUUUGUUGUUCUUGGGUCGGCCGCUCGAAC
Messenger RNA from Acanthaster planci (crown-of-thorns starfish), 7710 nucleotides. RefSeq names its product adhesion G protein-coupled receptor L3-like. The record is from RefSeq and is a predicted model, not a curated record. Gene Ontology annotation, cellular component: plasma membrane. Gene Ontology annotation, molecular function: G protein-coupled receptor activity. Lineage: Eukaryota; Metazoa; Echinodermata; Asteroidea; Valvatida; Acanthasteridae. Gene Ontology annotation, biological process: cell surface receptor signaling pathway; G protein-coupled receptor signaling pathway.